AUGGAGUCUCUAUUGACUGGAAACCCAUAUUUCUCAGCAGGAUUUGGUUUAAUUGGCAUCACUGCAGGUCUGGCAAUUCUUAGAAAAGGAGCAGUUCAUGGAGUUACAAUGGCACGCCGCAAGCUACUUGUUUCACUAGAGAUUCCAAGUAAAGACCAUAGCUAUUCAUGGUUUCUUCAGUGGAUGACAGCCAACAAUGCUCGAAAUCUAGCUGCAUCUACUGGACAGUUGGCUAGAGGACCUGCUCGGCCACAUCAGUUGGCUAUUCAAACUACCUUUACUCGACAUGAGAAUGGUAGUUCAUCUACUGAAUUUCUGAUGGUUCCUGGUAGAGGAAAACAUUUUUUUGAAUACAAAGGGGCUUGGUUCCAGGUUGAGCGACAGCGGGAACAGUCAACUAUUGAUCUGACAACAGGCUCACCAUGCGAGAUUGUCACUGUUACCACACUCAGUCGAGAUCGUGCACUAUUAUCCCAGAUUCUCGAGGAAGCCAAAGAAGUCGCGCUAGCAAGCGAUGUAGGAAAAACUGUCAUUUACACUUCGUUUGGACCAGAAUGGAGAAAGUUUGGUAAUCCUCGUCGUCGACGGCCACUUGAUACCGUUGUGCUGGAUCAAGAUACCUCCAGCAUCAUCUACAAUGACAUCAAGGCGUUUCUUGCUGGUGGAUCAUGGUACCACACACACGGUGUACCUUAUAGACGAGGAUAUCUACUAUACGGACCACCAGGGAGUGGAAAGACUAGUUACAUUCAGUCUCUUGCAGGAGAACUCGGCUACAACAUUUGCAUUUUAAAUCUAGGAGAAAUGGGCAUGACUGAUGAUCGGCUUGCACAUCUUUUAAACAAUAUUCCUGCUCGAAGUAUUAUCUUGCUCGAAGAUGUAGACGCAGCCUUUCCAAGUCGCACUGCGGUAUCCAACGAUCCCAACACAACCCAUGUACAAACCAACUCUACUCGGUCUAUGCUGACAUUCAGUGGCUUGUUGAAUGCAUUAGAUGGUGUUGCUGCAGCUGAGGAGCGUAUUAUUUUUAUGACUACCAAUCACAUGGAUCGGCUAGAUAAUGCUCUUGUUCGACCUGGUCGUGUCGAUGUUCGGGCGUAUAUCGGAAAUGCUACAGAACUCCAGGCACGGGCCAUGUUUUUACGAUUUUAUGAUGGACAAGUAGACCUAGCAGAUCAAUUCACCAAAGUGUUGGUGGAGCGUGGGGCUAUUGGGAAUAUUAGUCCUGCACAGUUGCAAGGACAUUUUGUAAUACAUCGAAAAAGUGCUCAACGUGCUCUAGAUCGAAUCGAUAUGCUCUUGGAUAAUUCCUCACAAUAA
Batrachochytrium dendrobatidis JAM81 is the source of this 1320-nucleotide messenger RNA. Its product is annotated as bifunctional AAA family ATPase chaperone/translocase BCS1. NCBI's taxonomy places the organism in Eukaryota, Fungi, Chytridiomycota, Chytridiomycetes, Rhizophydiales. Bases 1 to 1320 code for a protein of 439 amino acids. Gene Ontology annotation, cellular component: mitochondrial inner membrane. The transcript has 4 exons. Gene Ontology annotation, molecular function: ATP binding; ATP hydrolysis activity. Gene Ontology annotation, biological process: protein insertion into mitochondrial inner membrane from matrix; mitochondrial respiratory chain complex III assembly. The record is from RefSeq and is a predicted model, not a curated record.